This is a messenger RNA of Paramuricea clavata, 1056 nucleotides long. The record is from the annotation of a GenBank genome assembly. Lineage: Eukaryota; Metazoa; Cnidaria; Anthozoa; Malacalcyonacea; Plexauridae.
AUGUGUACAGAAUCGGAUAUUUCUGAAAACCGUGGAGCAAAUUACUCUCUUGCCGACUUGUAUAAUGAUGGUGAGCGGCUAUUUGAAGAAACUGUAAAGGAGAUCGAAGCAGAUCCAUUCAACAAAAUUAAAGGAUCUCGACAUGGUCCUCAACUAGUUUCGAUAGCCGAGCUUUUGUUACAAAAUCGAACUCUUUGUGAUGCCAAAAAGUUCCGCACAAUCCUAGAGAAAAUUUGGAAAGCAGCCACGUCUGGAGAUUUAAGAAAAUUUCCAUCAGAUCAACGCGACAAAAUGUGGCAAGCAUUUCACAACCUUUGUUCUAGCCCGGAAUUUAUCAAGGAAUUUAAUUCUUAUCUUUGUCCAGCUCUACUGCAGCAACCUUGUUGCACUCUUUUCAUCCAAACUUUAUUGCGAAAAUUGUUUGAAAGAAUUAUACAUAGAAAGUCUUCCAUAUCACCAAACUCAGCCACCGAAGAUAUUUCCGAGGAAACGAAUAUUGAAGAGAAUAUCCUAAGAUAUGCCGCCGGUUUUGUGCCAUUCUCUUUGAAAAGACAAUGUGUGAAGAGACAACCUAAGGAUGUAACAUGGGCUGAGAAAAUUAAGUGCCUGAGUGCCAUUGGAGUUAGUAAUGAUGUUGGUAGCUCGCCGAGUUUUCUUGAAUAUACUAAAUGCUGGGUAGAAAAACAAAAUAGAGGAGGUUUAUUUCUGCUCAACAAUAACGGGUACUUAUUUUUUAGAGCAGUAGAAUGCCAUUGCAAAUUCUUUUUUCGAAAAUCUCGCAUUAGAACUGUUUCGUCAGAUAUCAGACAACCUGUUUUAAAUGCGGUAUCUAAAGAUAAAGUUGCAAUGGAAUAUUGGACGCAAGCAACUGCAGGACGAGAUACAUCAGUAUCCGCUCAGGUAAUGCAGAUGUGCAUAAAACUGUGGCUAAACAUUCGAGCUCGUGCGUUUGCAGCCAAUUGGAUUGAACAAUAUAAGCACAUUGAAACUAAAGAAGCAGCGAAAAAGAAGGCUCUACGUAAAGGGCUUAAAAAUAUAAAAAAUAUAACCUCGUGA